AGACUCUGCGCUAUUCUAUAGGACCCCCGAUGGUCACUCGACAUGCUGCUUCUUGUUCUUUUCCUCUCCAGCAUAUCAGCUGAGUACAGCGUGACAACAGAAAGCAAAAUGUCUGCCACAGAAGGAAUGACGCUGAACAUUCUCUGCCGAUAUGAUAAGCAGCGCUACAGGCGUCAUGUAAAAUACUGGUGUAAAGGCAAUCAUUGGAGAACCUGCGCCAUUACAAAACGAUCUGAUGAUCCACAAAACGGUGAUCCUGGAGUACUGAUACAUGAUGACAAGCAAGGGCUUUUCAGAGUGGUCCUCAGCAACCUGAAGAGAGGGGACACCAACUGGUACUGGUGUGGUAUUGAGAUUGAACCCGGUAUUGAUGACAUGGCUUCUGUUUUCCUGACAGUCACUGCAGGACCAACUAUGAGACCAACAUCAGCCUCCACUACGCAUCUGUACGAAACAACAUCAACAUCAUGUGUGACAACCACAAGUACAAUGGCAUUUACUACAGUGGAGCUGUCAACGUUUGCAACACAAGAGGCAGAGACAGCAACGCAAAGGCAGGUUUUCACAGUCAUGAGUGAUAACAGUUUAACAACAUUUACAAAGUGGUAG
Erpetoichthys calabaricus (reedfish) is the source of this 609-nucleotide messenger RNA. RefSeq names its product CMRF35-like molecule 3. The transcript is spliced from 4 exons. The coding region runs from base 43 to 609 and encodes 188 amino acids. The record is from RefSeq and is a predicted model, not a curated record. Lineage: Eukaryota; Metazoa; Chordata; Cladistia; Polypteriformes; Polypteridae.